Diaporthe amygdali is the source of this 1086-nucleotide messenger RNA. RefSeq lists its product as uncharacterized. NCBI's taxonomy places the organism in Eukaryota, Fungi, Ascomycota, Sordariomycetes, Diaporthales, Diaporthaceae. The record is from RefSeq and is a predicted model, not a curated record. The coding region runs from base 1 to 1086 and encodes 361 amino acids. The transcript is spliced from 2 exons.
AUGGCGGGCUCAAGCUUCGACAUUAUUACCGCUUGCGAGUCUCCGGGUGGACCUCCCCCGGGUUUAAGCAUGCUUGGAGGCAUGUGGUGGUCUCGCAGGCAUCCACCAAAGGACUUUCAGGUGUCUUUUGCAAGAAAGACGGUGCUCGUGACGGGCGCAAACACGGGCCUAGGCUUCGAAGCAGCAGUCAAGUACGUGGCCCUCGGUGCGGAAAAGCUGAUCCUCGCCGUGCGUUCUGCUGCCAAAGGCGAGGACGCCAAGAAUCGCAUUCUCGAGCGCACCAGGCGCAGCAGUGGCGACGUUGUCAUCGCGAUCCUGACAGUCGAUCUCGCUGAUUUUGCGUCAGUCCAAGGAUUCGUGCGGAACCUUCAUCAGGAGACACCGUAUCUCGACGUGGCGCUCCUCAACGCUGGCCUCGCCAACCCGAAGUUCGAGCAAUCUUCCGCCGGCUGGGAGAUGGCCGUGCAGGUUAACGUGCUCUCUACCGCGCUCAUGGCAGUCUUGCUGCUGCCAUUACUUCGGGCCACUGCGGCAGCUCGCAUCAAGCCAGCCCAUCUGACUUUCGUCAACAGUCAUGGUCAUGACAUGGUGCAGAAGGAUUGGUACGAAUAUGCGGGUGGCAGCCUGCUCAAGGCAUGCAAUGACAAGGGGAAAUGGGAUGCCGCCAGGAGCUAUAGCAUGGUCAAGUUGAUGGGCAUGGCAGUCAUGCAAGCCGUGGCGCGCGGAGUGACCAAGUCUUCCACGUCCUUGCUGAGUCCUCAGCAUCCCGAUAUCAUCGUCAAUGCGGUUUGCCCUGGGCUUUGCAAGACGGACCUGGGCCGUAAUUUCGGCACAAUGUCACAGAUUUCAGGCUUCUUCUUCCAAGGCGUAUUUGCGCGCACCGCGGAAGAAGGCUCUCGAUCGCUGGUUAGCGCGACGGCUCUGGGCCCCGAGAGCCACGGACGAUUGUGGCACCAUGAUAUCUUGUCCCCGGUUGGAGAUAUAGCGAAGGACGAAGAUUUCAUGAAGCAGACUUGGGCAGAAAUACUGGACGCUGUUUCUCAGGGAAAGCCCAUUCUCCAGCAGGCUCUCGACGGAGAGGCGUGA